CCAAGGUGCGGCGGGAGGGGGCGGUGUCCGCCGGGACGCGUCAGCUGCCGCCGCCCUCGCCGCCGCGGGGUCCCUCCCCUCCCUCCGGCCGCCGGGUCCCCGCGGGAUGAGGGGAUCGUAGCGCCGCGGCCGCCUCCGCCAUGAAGCGGAAGAGCUGGGCCGAGGCGCGGCGCCGCGCAGCGCCGCCGCCGCCCGCGCUGAAGAGGACGCGGGGCGCGGCGCAGCGGGCGGCGGGGGGCGAGGCGGAGCGGCGGCGGCAGCCCCCCCCCGCCGGUCUGGAGACCUGCCUGAGGAUCGCGGAUCGCCUUUAUUUUGCAAUUCUCUACCAAAAACCAAAGAGUGGAGCUGCAAAUACCCAUUAUUUCUGUAUAGAUGAUGAACUUGUGUAUGAGAAUUUCUAUGCAGACUUUGGACCACUCAAUCUGGCAAUGGUCUACAGAUACUGCUGCAAGCUAAACAGGAAAUUAAAGUCAUUUUCAUUGAUAAGGAAGAAAAUAAUUCAUUAUACUGGCUUUGAUCAGAAAAAGCAAGCAAACGCUGCAUUCCUCAUAGGCUCCUACGCAAUAAUAUACCUGAAAGAAUCCCCAGAAGAUGUGUACAGGCUUAUAUUGUCAGGAAGUGUUUCAUAUCUUCCUUUCAGGGACGCUUCCUUUGGUACUUGCAGUUUUCAUCUAACAUUACUGGACUGUUUUCAUGCAAUAAACAAGGCUUUGCAGUAUGGUUUCCUGGAUUUUAGUACAUUUGAUGUAGAUGAAUACGAGCAUUAUGAAAGAGCAGAAAAUGGAGAUUUUAACUGGAUUAUACCAAACAAAUUCAUUGCCUUCAGUGGACCUCAUUCAAGAAGUAAAAUUGAAAAUGGCUAUCCCCACCAUGCUCCAGAGGCUUAUUUCCCAUACUUCAAGCAAAAUAAGGUCACCACUAUAAUACGCCUCAACAAAAAACUGUAUGAUGCCAAACGAUUUACAGAUGCUGGAUUUGAGCAUUUUGAUCUCUUCUUUGCUGAUGGAAGCACACCUAGUGAUACUAUAGUUAAAACAUUUCUAAAUAUUUGUGAAAAUGCUGAAGGUGUAAUAGCCGUUCAUUGCAAAGCUGGUCUUGGACGAACUGGCACACUUAUUGCCUGCUACAUCAUGAAGCAUUAUCGGAUGACAGCUGCUGAAUCUAUUGCCUGGAUCAGAAUAAAUAGACCUGGUUCUGUGAUUGGACCACAACAGCAUUUCCUGAUGGACAAACAGGCAGAACUUUGGACAGAAGGGGAUAUUUUCCGUGCAAAGUUGAAACGAAACCAUAAAAUUGCUGUAACAAGAAUUCUGUCAGGAGUAGAUGAUAUUUCAAUUAAUAACACAAGAAACAGGAGAACCAUCCAAAAGGACAUUGAACUGUACAGUGAUGAUGAUGAAACAAACUGUUUUACACAAGGGGAUAAGCUUCGUGCUCUGAAAAGCAAAAGGCAAGCAAAAACUCCAACUACAUCUCCACUAGCAUGGGUUUGCUGGUGUUUCUGGAAGUUGUGUGACUUACUAUUUUAUGUGAACAGCUCCAAAGCAGUAAGAGUAACUCUGCAGUCCAGUAUUCAGAAAAAUAAAACCUCUGAACCUAGCAUUUCUGACAGUACAGACAUUACUAAAAGAACUACCAGGUCUGCUGCAAGAAAAAACAUUUUAAAAAGCCAAUCCAUCACAAGGACUAGAACAGUAUUGCGUUGAAUUUCGAAUAAGCCACCAGUGUUGAAGAGGAUAUUCAGGAGUGAAGGGGAUAUAGAGGGGACUUGAUGCAAUUCAAGGAAGAUCACUUUGGCUCUAUUUUUCAGUAAAAAAUGAAAUAGAACAAUCUCUUUUUUACUUGUAGAAUAAAAUGAACCAUCGACAUGUUUGGUAGACUUUUUUCUACCAUGGUAAUACUUUCUCAAAACAAACAUAAUCUACUUUUGUUCAGACUCAGGUGUAAAUAUUUAAGCUCUCUAUUAUAAAGAGGGCUUGCUAGUAUGUAUGAUGCAUGUGUAUGAAUUGUGAUGGCAAUCACUUAGCUGCUGAUCACCAGAUGGUGGGAGCUUUUAAGUAUAUAAAUCUGUGUUGUGCAUUCAGACUGGGCUGAAGUCUUCACUUGAGUCUGAGAAUCAACCACAAAAGCUUUUAUUUCUAAUAAUAUUGGUACUCUCCUAUGUUGAUUGGCAGUUCUUUCUUACUUUGUAUGAAGUUUUUUUAUGAAGCUGCAGUACUGAGUACACAAUGUAACUUGUCCACCAAAGAGUGCUUUAUUGUCAAAGGUUGUGUGGUUUAUUUAGGAAAAACUAAUUGUAAGUGAUUAACUUGUUUUUAGUAAUGACAGCUUUUCAGUUGUUCACAACCAAUUGAUCUUUGAACUAGUUAUAACUGCUUUAAAUCUGGUAUGAUUUUAAAGGGGAGGAAAACCACAAGCAUUUAAAGCAGUGAUGUCAUAUUGAAAUGUCAUUACUGUUUCACCACUGAAACAUUACUGUUUUUCCUAUCAAGUCCUUUACAUGAAACUUUAAAUUACCAUAUAUAAAAGGUAAGAAUCCCCCCUCAGAUUUCAUUGGUACAUUUGAUAACAUGUGGACAGUGCUUUGGGACACUUAAUGAGUGCAGCACACAAAAUAAAGGGAAAAUAAAGGUGCCAUAUGACUGAGAUAGUGGAAUUCAGGGACAAGUGAAAAUUUUGACACCUAACACUUUAAGACCUACAAUUUACCUCUGGUAAAAAGCAGCAUAAUUUUUAGAGGAAACUGCUUGAGACUGAAAUUUUUAACCCCUACAGGUCUAGAGUGAUUUUUUUUUUUCCUACUACUUUUCACAUUAUGACAUUUGAAAACUGAUGUACUCUUGUCCACCAGCUAGCUGAUGGUUUUAGCUGCAUAUCCCUCAGAUGAGGGCUCUUACCACAUAGCCUUAAAUAUGAAUCAGUUAUCUGUUGAUUUAAUUAACAGUUGAUUUAAUGACUCUUGCGGUACAAAGUGGAGGAAAUUGAGAGAUCUGCAAUAUUAGUAAUGGAAUAACUGAUGUUUUUAAAGAUGCAGAUUACCUCUGUGAGGGGGAAAUUUCCAUGAAUGUAAAUGUUCAAUGACUGGUUUCAACCUACAACCUUUUGAAUGGAAACUAAGCCUUCUGUUAGGCUGGUGAUUUUUGAAUGCCAGUAUGAAUAUCACACCGUGGUUUGAAAACAUUUUCUAGCAAAAGAAUCAUGAAUUGGAGAGGAAACAGGAUGUGAAGUGUAAGUAAGCUUACAGCUAACAUCCAUGUGCUUAGAUAAUCAAAACCUGCAAACAUGAAUACAAGUUAAAAAGAGCAGGUUUAAUGCAAAAUAAAGGACCACUGAAGGCUCAGACUGAAAAAAUUUUGUUUUCUUCUUAAAUUUCCUUCUUCACUCCCUUUUCUUCCAAAUAAAAAGCAUCUGCAAGAGAGGGACUGAUCUCAAUAAGGCAAUUAAAAUUUCUUUGGCUUUGAAUGGGGUUGCUUUGUUUGUUUUGGCAGAGGUUAUUUGGUUUUUCUGGGGUUGUUGCAGUCUAGGGGGUUUUGGGUUUGGUUGGUUAGGAUUUUUUAGUGGAGGUUGUGUGGUUUGGAUUUUUUUUGGUUGGGUGGGUUUUUUAAUAAGCCAUUUUGUGCAAAAGCUUACAUACAGGUAACCACGAUAGUAGGUCUGUUGUGCAAAUAUGAGCCUAUGCUUCUUUUUGAACAAAAUUUUCAUCUUGGAAGGCAAAAGGGAUGCAAAUAGUGAAGUAAGAACCAGAUAAAGAUUUAGUAAUAUUUACUGUGUUUGGCCAUGCCCUUCUCUCAGCCGACCUCCUUCUUUUGGCAUCUUUUUCUUUAACCUGAAAAUAAUUGGUCUCUUUCUCACCCCUUCCAAAUUGCAAAUCAGAAUUUGUCUCAUUUAAAGUAACCAGCAGAGUAGUUAGCACUUCUAGGUUCAUUAGAAGUAAAUUUGCAUAAUCCAAGUGCACAAACAAUAGCAACUCUAGCUAAACCAAAACUGCAUGUUUAGCAUCAAUGUGUGUCAGGAUACCCCAUCCACCACCCACUCUCAGUGAAAAACACAUAAAUGUCAAAGGGAUUUUACAUCUCAACUUUCCAAACAGCCUUAUAUGGAAAAUUAACUCAUUACCUCAUUCUGCCACACUGCUUAGUUUGUUAUGAAUUUUUAUUAGAUUGUCUAACAUUUUUUAAUACACCACACCAAAGGUGUCUUAGGUACAAGAAUGAAGAGUGGCCAUGUGUGAGGAAGAUCUUGGUUUCUAAAUUUUUUCUGAAUUGUGAAGUAUUAUGUGCCAAAACGGAAUAUGUUAUGACAGCUGCCUCACCUUUGAAUAUCUUUGUAUAAUAGAGCAGCUCAAUGAAGUUACUUCUGCUGUUAUCAGUUAGGAGAUUCUUCUUAGAAAUUCCUUCCUCUUUCAAAUAUGUGACAGAUGGAUUCUUCCUCAAUUUCUUAGCUCAAAAGAUACUACAUGCUCAAUAGUUGUAAUAUAUCUCGGGUAAAAUUGCUGCUUUCCAUUACAGCAUCAAAAAAACUCAAGACACUUACCUAGACCUUGUCUUUUUGCCCCAGUAUGACAGUAGAGGAAGCACUACUGAUUUAAAACGGUAAGAGAUUGUAGAAAAAAACCAAAACAAAACAUAAAUGUGAUGUUCACCAGUUUGUUGCACUGCAUUUUUUAUAUUAAUCAUUUGCAGACUGUCAUAUAUAAACUCAUAUAGAGGCUACCAAGGUCUAAAAUUUCUUGACUAAUCAGUACUGUUCAUCCUGAUUAUUUUUAAACUGUAUAUUUCUAAUCAUAUUUUUUUAACUUGGAUUGACAGAAUGAAAGUUUAUUUUGCUGACAGUAUUUUUAAGAUAAAGCUUCAUAUUAUCUUGUAAUAUUAAUAAGUUCAAUAUGCAUUUGUGUGUCAUUUGAAAAUACUGCAAAUUGCAUUUGAUUUUAUACAAAAUACUCAAUAGUGGGAAGUGUAAACAUGAACUGUGUAAAAUUAAAAAUAAUCAGAAGGUU
Messenger RNA from Haemorhous mexicanus (house finch), 4996 nucleotides. It is a transcript of the gene CDC14B, whose product is annotated as cell division cycle 14B. Gene Ontology annotation, molecular function: protein serine/threonine phosphatase activity; protein tyrosine/serine/threonine phosphatase activity. The record is from RefSeq and is a predicted model, not a curated record. Gene Ontology annotation, cellular component: spindle pole; nucleolus; mitotic spindle. Lineage: Eukaryota; Metazoa; Chordata; Aves; Passeriformes; Fringillidae. The transcript has 15 exons. Gene Ontology annotation, biological process: regulation of exit from mitosis; microtubule cytoskeleton organization; protein dephosphorylation. The coding region runs from base 141 to 1706 and encodes 521 amino acids.